AUGCACAGUAGCUGGUGUUGGAGGAAGAUUAUUGAGCUUAAAAAUGAUUUAAAAUGCAAGAUAACCCCUCGGGAUUUCAUGGCUGAAACAUGUAAAAUUGCUGAAGUCUACAAAAUACUAACAGCUCCUACAGAAAGCUAUCACUGGAGUAAGCAGGUUUGGUCGAGACUAAACAUCCCCAAGCAUAGCUUCUUGAUAUGGCUAGCAGUUCAAGACAGACUGAAAACCAGGGAGAGGCUAUUUAGAUUCAAUGUUGCAGCAGAGGCUACUUGCAUUCUCUGCAAUGAUCUAAAUGAAAAUACUUCUCACCUAUUCUUUGACUGUAAGUUCUCUCAGAGUUGCUUAAGUCAAAUUAAAGUCUGGUUAAAUUGGAGAGUAGUAUCUGUCUCACUACAAGGACUAUUGAGAUGGAUUAACAGGUCCAAGGCUAGCAAGUUCAGAAGAGGUAUUUUUGCUGGUACAAUUGCAGCUCUAGUUUACCACAUUUGGAAAGCAAGAAAUCUCAAAUUGUGGCAAGCAAACACAAUCGAUCCAGACCAGGUUGUUCAAGAAGUCAAAUGGCAAGUCAAAACUAGGAUCACCUAUGUGAUGCCUAAGCAAGUUUUAAACACAGAUUAA
This is a messenger RNA of Cannabis sativa, 618 nucleotides long. RefSeq lists its product as uncharacterized. NCBI's taxonomy places the organism in Eukaryota, Viridiplantae, Streptophyta, Magnoliopsida, Rosales, Cannabaceae. The record is from RefSeq and is a predicted model, not a curated record. The transcript has a single exon. The coding region runs from base 1 to 618 and encodes 205 amino acids.